Molecule: messenger RNA, 1584 nt
Organism: Pichia kudriavzevii
Lineage: Eukaryota; Fungi; Ascomycota; Pichiomycetes; Pichiales; Pichiaceae
Exons: 1
Coding region: 1-1584 (527 amino acids)
Biological process (GO): sterol metabolic process
Molecular function (GO): iron ion binding; monooxygenase activity; oxidoreductase activity, acting on paired donors, with incorporation or reduction of molecular oxygen
Source: RefSeq, a predicted model, not a curated record
AUGGAGGCACUCAACGUUGACACCAAAGACGCUUUGGAAAGCGUAGUUAAUAAUUCCACCACCGCCGUUGUUGAAAAUAUUGGCAUUUUGAAUAAAGUCCAAUCAUUAUCCUGGUUCCAGAUCAUUGUGUCUUUGAUCGUGGUGGGACUAACAUAUGACCAAAUCUCAUAUCAAAUUAUGAAGGGAUCCAUUGCGGGUCCACGCUACAAGUUUUGGCCAAUAAUUGGACCUUUCUUGGAGAGUUUAGAUCCGAAAUUUGAAGAAUAUAAGGCAAAAUGGAAUUCCGGUCCAUUGUCAUGUGUCUCUAUUUUCCACAAGUUUGUCGUCAUUGCAUCUGACACAACUUUGGCGAGAAAAAUAUUUCAAUCACCAUCCUUUGUCAAGCCGUGUGUUGUUGACGUGGCUGUGAAAAUCUUGAGACCAACCAAUUGGGUCUUCCUUGACGGUAAAGCACAUGUUGACUAUAGGAAAGGCUUGAAUCCUUUGUUCACAAAGAAAGCUUUGGAAAUCUACAUUCCCGAACAAGAAAAAGUCAUUGAUCGUUAUUUGGACAAAUUUGUUGAUAUCACAAAAGAUGGUGCUAAAGUCUUUUUCCCUGAAUUUAGAGAGUUUUUAUGUGCAAUCUCCUUGAAAACCUUUUGUGGUGAUUAUAUCACUGAGGAACAAAUCCAAAUGAUUGCUGAUAAUUAUUACAAGGUGACUGCUGCUUUAGAAUUAGUCAAUUUCCCUAUCAUUAUUCCUUAUACCAAAACCUGGUAUGGUAAGAAAAUUGCCGAUGAUUCAAUGAAAAUCUUCGAAAACUGUGCUCAAAAAUCCAAAGAUGCUAUACUGAAGGGUAAGAAACCAAACUGUGUUAUGGAUGAAUGGAUCCUUUCGAUGUACAAGUCAAACGGUCAAAUUGAAACUGGGGAAGAGGUUAAGGCUAAGGUUAGACUAUUCUCAAACAAAGAAAUUAGUGAAGCAAUUUUCACUUUCUUAUUUGCGUCCCAAGAUGCUUCAUCUUCCUUAUGCUGUUGGAUUUUCCAAAUCUUAGCUGAUAGACCAGAUGUUGUCAAGAAGAUCAGAGAGGAACAAUUGAGGGUCAGAAAUGGUGAUCCUAAUGUUCGUGUCAAUGGCGAUUUGAUCGAUAAGAUGACAUACACUAAUAUGGUAAUUAAAGAAACCCUAAGAUAUAGACCACCGGUUAUCAUGGUUCCAUACGUUGCAAAGAAGGCAUACCCGGUUACCGAUAGUUAUACCGUUCCAAAGGGUGCCAUGAUCAUUCCUUCUGUCUAUCCUGCUCUACACGAUCCUGAAGUUUACGAAAAUCCAGAUGAGUUCAUUCCAGAGAGAUGGGUUGAGGGAUCACCUGCUACGGAGGCGAAGAAAAACUGGCUGGUCUUUGGUACUGGUACUCACGUUUGUUUGGGUCAAACCUAUGUUAUGAUGUCAUUUGCUGCUAUUAUUGGAAAGGCGUGUAUGUUUACUGAUUUCAAACACACUGUUACGCCAUUGAGUGAAGAGAUUAAAGUCUUUGCAACCAUCUUCCCAAAGGAUGAUUUAAUCCUCAAGUUUGAUAAAAGAGAUCCAGCAACCAUUGAAUAA